AUGCCUCCAACACAUUGUCUGGGCCAAUUGCCCUUGCGGACCGCCGCCCUCCCCUCGCCAUGCGCCUUCCGCCCCCGCUUUCCGGCUGCAUCCUUCUCGACGUCCGUUGCGAAGCUCAAGAACCCGAAUGUGAAGAAGACCACGUCCACCGCCGGCCCGCCCAAGAAGGGUGUCAAGGGUCUCCGGAUAAAAAAGAGCACUGCUUCCCGGGAGGUAGGCAAGCGGCCAGCCGUCGGCGAGCGCAAGGCCCUGCGCAAGCGCAUCGUUCUGAGCAACACCAACGCACUUGAGAUUCCUGGCCUCCAGGACCUCAAGGCCGAAGACGUGGGGGACUCGGCCAUCCAAGGAAAGGUUGUGGGCAUACCAAUGGACCCUGUCGUCGACCAGCUGCGCGCCGUCGACGCCUUCAAGCCCAACCAGGGGUGGGGGUUGUUCAGACGGCCCGCCAUGCUCGCAAGGCGAGAGACUGUCGAGCUGGGCAGGCUGGUCAGCGCUGUCGAGGCCGAGCCGGGCAAGAAGGUUACAAAGAUUAUUCACGGCGACCGAGCCAGCGGCAAGACCACCCUGCUGCUGCAGGCCAUGAGCAUGGCUUUUCUCAAGGGCUGGGUUGUCAUCAACUUCCCUGACGCCAUGGAACUGACCAUCGGCCACACGGCCUACGCGCCCCUCGAUGGAACGAACCCCGCGCAGUAUGUCCAGAAGAAGUACACUGCUUCUUUGCUCGGCCAGAUCGCCAAAGCCAACGGAAAGGUCUUGGGGAGCCUCAAGCUUGCGCACCAACACACGCUCCCGGCAGCCCUGAAGGGUGACACGCUCCUGGACUUGGCACAACUGGGUGCCGAGGACGCGGAUGUGGCUUGGCCUGCUCUCCAGGCGUUUUGGAAGGAGCUCACCACGCUCAGCAACAAGGAAAAGGCAGAUGAGGGUUUGGCUCGUCCUCCCGUCAUGGUUUGCAUGGACAACCUCUCCUUUAUCAUGAACAACAGCGAGUACCUCGACCGUGAGGCUAACCCCAUCCACGCCCACGAUUUCGUUCUCGUCCGUCACUUCGUCAACCUGCUCAACGGAACCGCGAAGCUCCCGAACGGUGGCAUGGUGCUUGCCGCCACCUCGGGCAGCAAUUCGCCCAAGUCCCAUGCUCUGGACUACGCCAUCGAGACGAUUGAGGCGAGGCAGGCCGGCGUCAAGGAUUUGCCCCAGUGGAACCCGUACAAGAAGAUCGAUGAGCGUAGCCUGAAGGCCUUGUCCAACGCGGACACGCUUAGGGUCAAGGGGCUGACGCGGGACGAGGCCAGAGCCAUCAUUGAGUAUUACGCUCAGAGCGGUAUGAUGAGACGGACGGUGGACGAGAACCUGGUGAGCGAAAAGUGGACGGUAUCGGGUGGUGGUAUCAUUGGUGAGCUUGAGAGGGCGACGGUCAAGUACAGGAUAUGA
Molecule: messenger RNA, 1434 nt
Organism: Lasiodiplodia theobromae
Lineage: Eukaryota; Fungi; Ascomycota; Dothideomycetes; Botryosphaeriales; Botryosphaeriaceae
Product: Mitochondrial ribosomal protein
Exons: 2
Coding region: 1-1434 (477 amino acids)
Cellular component (GO): mitochondrial small ribosomal subunit
Molecular function (GO): structural constituent of ribosome
Source: RefSeq, a predicted model, not a curated record